This is a messenger RNA of Parnassius apollo (apollo), 1728 nucleotides long. The record is from the annotation of a GenBank genome assembly. Lineage: Eukaryota; Metazoa; Arthropoda; Insecta; Lepidoptera; Papilionidae.
AUGGCGACAGAAACUGGGCAAAAUAAUAACCGAACUCGCUUUCAUAAGUUGUCCUUGAAGAAGAACUAUACAAAGAGUAUUGAAGUUACGAAGAAACUAAAUCGUAGUUCUGAUGUUAUCAUCCUCGACGAAUCGUUUGAUAGGUUACAAUCAGACUUCACCAAAAAUGUACAAACACAGAGAAUAUACUCACCAAUUGUGAUAAAUGACUCGUGUGAACUAUCUGAAGGUGAAGGCUUGCGCAAAAUAAAACUUUCAGACAAUGAACCAAGUAAGGCAGGAAAUGUCUUAUUUAACUCUUCAAAGGAGGAAGAAGUAUUUAAGACCACAUUAAAUGAAUCAAGGCCAAGCAUAGGUGGUUGGUCACCAGCUCAAAAUAUCAUAUGUGCUACUCCAAGGCAUGAGCCACUACCGUCUACGCCAAAGGACAUGGCUAAUGAAUCUUUAGAACAAUGUUCUAUAAAAAAGAUUCAACAGUCGCAACAAAAAUUACUCAGUGAUUUAUAUGGGGAAACAUGGAAGACAAUUCCAUCACUAUUUAAAACCAUAUCACAUAAGCAUGACAAUUUGGACGGUGUUUCAAAGAAACUUUACUUCAAUGAUGACGAUGAUAGCGACAAAGAAAACAUAAAAUAUGAUUUACAAAGAAAUAAACUGCUGUAUUUAACAGGUUCGGAUGCUAAACACAAAACUAACAACAGACUCAGCAACACAGAGAAGAAAAGUAAAAAGAAAUUGUACACUGAAAAAGUUCCUAAUACACCAGAGGUGUCCAAACUAAAGCCAAAGAUUAUUGGAGAUGUUAAAAGCACAACAAAGAAACGGAAAGGUUUGACUGUAACUGAAUUGGUGGCAGUUAUGAAGAAUGAUGUUGAAGUUUUGACUAAAAAGGUUGAAAAUGUUACCAUCACACCAGUUAAUGAAUUGAAUAUUAAGAGGCUUAGUUUCCUUGGGUCCUUAGCUGAUAAUGUGCCAUCAUGGCGAUGUCAUCCUGAAGCAAUCCAAUACAGGGACAACUUUAAAACUCUACGAGAACAACUAACUCGCCGUUUGUACGUGAAAUUCAAUCAAGUUGUGUUUAAUAAUGCAUUAGACGAAGAUAUGCCGAUCAUUUGGGAUACUAAAUUAAGAAGCACUGCUGGAACAACUACAAACAGGCAGGUGAAGAACGCUAAAGGUGACCGCAUACGCACUUCCAGUAUAAAGCUAUCCACAAAAGUUGUGGACGCGCCGCAGCGGCUUCGCGACACUUUGAUCCACGAACUUUGCCACGCUGCCACGUGGUUGAUCGAUGGCGAACUACGCGCUGGACAUGGACCGCUGUGGAAGAAGUGGGCGACGCGCGCUUUGCAAGCUUUCCCUGAACUGGGCGAGAUAUCGAGAUGUCACGAUUUGGAGAUCUAUUACAAGUACUGCUACAAAUGCACUAAAUGUGGAUACAGCAUAAAACGCCAUUCUAAAUCAAUCGACGUUACUAAGAAGUGUUGUGGAUACUGCCGAGGGACGUUCGAAGUGAUAGUUAACAAAAAGAACAAAGAUGGAGUCGUAGUUUCCACGCCAGCGAGAAAAGGGGGACUCAACGAAUUUGCAUUGUACGUGAAAGAGAACUAUGGGACCCUAAAAGACGGGACCAGGACUCAUGCUCAAGUUAUGAAACUGCUCGGCGAACAGUUCUCAGCUAGAAAGAAGAAACCCUGUGAAGAUAAUAUAGUCGAUACGGAUAUAUGA